This is a messenger RNA of Trematosphaeria pertusa, 1176 nucleotides long. Its product is annotated as lipase precursor. The record is from RefSeq and is a predicted model, not a curated record. The coding region runs from base 1 to 1176 and encodes 391 amino acids. Lineage: Eukaryota; Fungi; Ascomycota; Dothideomycetes; Pleosporales; Trematosphaeriaceae. The transcript has 2 exons. Gene Ontology annotation, biological process: lipid metabolic process.
AUGGGCAGUAUAUUCGGCCUGUUAUUGCAUUCAUUGCUACUGCUGGGCCUUGUAGCGAGCAGUCAUGGGGAGAGCGCCCAGUCCCCGUUGCUGCAGGCCGGCAACGACACCAUCUCCGGGGAGCUCUUCUUCGAGCUCGAGGAACUGGCGCGCAUCGUCGACAUAGCGUACUGCGUAGGCGCGGCUGGACUGGGCAUCCAGGAGCCGUUCGAGUGCGCGAGUCACUGCGGCGACGAGGACUUCAAGAACUUUGAAUUGGUUACCGCUUGGAAUACCGGGCCUCUGCUGUCAGAUUCCUGCGGAUACAUUGCUCUAUCACAUCCUCCUUCGAAGCCGCGCAUCAUCCUAGCCUUCCGCGGCACCUACUCGAUCGCAAACACCAUCGUUGACCUCUCCACCGUUCCUCAGGAAUACGUCCCCUACCCCGGCGAUGACGACGACACCACCUCAGACUUCAUCGCUCCAAAGAUUCGACCCCUGAGACCCUCCAACGAGGACGAGCCUCCGCCCUCCGACCCGCCCAAAUGCGAGAACUGCACCGUCCACACCGGCUUCUACACCUCCUGGCUCAACACGCGCAAAGCGAUACUGCCCUACCUCACCGAAGCCGUCGAAAAGCAUCCCGACUACUCGCUGGUCCUAGUCGGCCACUCGCUCGGCGGCGCAGUCGCCGCGCUCGCGGGUCUCGAUCUGAAAGCCCGGGGCUGGAAUCCCCGCGUCACCACGUUCGGCGAGCCAAGAGUCGGGAACAAAGAACUCAUGGCGUACAUCAACGCCCGCUUCAACAUCACUACUACUAAAACUAGUUCCAACGACUUCCACCGCGUCACACACGUCAGCGACCCGGUGCCGCUGCUGCCACUGGCGGAAUGGGGCUACACGAUGCACAGCGAGGAGAUCUUCAUCUCCGCGCCGGAUUUGCCCUUCGCUGUAAGCGACAUUCAUCACUGCGAGGGCGAUGAGGAUCCGAGGUGUAUAGCGGGAAGUGAUGCUGAUGGGCCUUCGUGGGGCAUCCCCGCGCGGUUCAAGUUCUGGCAGCUGUUCUUUGCUCAUAGGGACUACUUCUGGCGGCUCGGCCUGUGUGUCCCGGGCGGUGAUCCAAAGGACUGGUAUCGGAAAUAUCCUAAGCAUGGCGAUGGCGACGAUGAUCACCUUGAGGAAGCUCAGGAGCUCUGA